This is a messenger RNA of Penicillium roqueforti, 1395 nucleotides long. Its product is annotated as hydrogen/calcium exchanger domain-containing protein. The record is from RefSeq and is a predicted model, not a curated record. The coding region runs from base 1 to 1395 and encodes 464 amino acids. Lineage: Eukaryota; Fungi; Ascomycota; Eurotiomycetes; Eurotiales; Aspergillaceae. The transcript has 2 exons. Gene Ontology annotation, molecular function: calcium:proton antiporter activity. Gene Ontology annotation, cellular component: fungal-type vacuole membrane. Gene Ontology annotation, biological process: intracellular calcium ion homeostasis; calcium ion transmembrane transport.
AUGGGCUCAAUCAGGUCGACACAUUCACAAAACGCCGAUCCCCGUCUCCGUGGGAACAGUGAACAGCCGAAGACGGUCCAGGAGAAGGGCUCCCAGAACUCGAUAUUGCCCACCAACUCUACCACUUCCAAGCGAGCAUGGGCCUUAUUUCGCGUGGACACAGCUGGAGAGAGUGGUCGAAGCGGCAUUCAACCAUGGCAUCUCCUCAAGGUAUGCUUUAGGAGUGUCUGUACGCUCUCGAUGGUCGUGAAUAUCCUCUGGCCAUUUGUCCCCGCCGCAAUUGUCAUUCAUUUCGCGCGACCCGAUCUUCACGUCUGGAUCUUCAGUCUCAAUUAUAUCGCCAUGGUGCCCUCGGCAAACCUGCUCGGCUUUGCUGGCGGGGAGCUAGCUAAAAAGUUACCAAAGAUGAUAGGCAUCAUUGUGGAAACAACUUUGGGCGCUGUGGUGGAACUCGUGCUAUUUAUGGUUUUGUUGUAUAACCAUGGCCGGACCGAAAACUCGGAUCUGAUUCCUGUCAUCCAGGCCGCUAUUCUUGGUUCAAUCAUGGCAAAUCUCCUGCUUUGCUUGGGCAUGUGUUUCUUUGUCGGCGGUAUCAAGCGUCAUGAGCAGACCUUCCACGAAGCCAUUAGUGAAGUCGGUACUGGGUUGCUCCUUGUCGCCGGUUUCGGUCUGUUGAUUCCGAGUGCGUUCUACUCCACGUUGCGUGGAAGCGUCAAUGCACAGUUUACUCUGGUGCAGUUGAACGAAUAUGCCUUGACGAUUAGCCGUGCCACUGCGGUGAUCCUUCUCGUAGCGUUUUUGACAUAUCUUUUUUUCAACCUACACAGUCACAACUCCAUUUUCGAUGAUAUCCUAGAGAAAGACGAACACCGCGACGAAGACCGACACGAAGAAGCCGCGAGGGCAAAGCUUACAAUGAUAGAAUGCUUCCUUGUCAUCGCCGUUGCACUGACCUGCGUCUGCAUGUCCGCUGUCUUCCUAGUCCAAGAAAUCGAGUACAUCGUGGAGCGCGGCGUCUCAGAUAAUUUCCUCGGUUUAAUUCUUGUCCCUCUGGUGGAAAAGGCCGCUGAGCAUCUUACAGCCAUCGAUGAAGCCUGGGACAACCAGAUCAACUUUGCACUCUUCCACUGCCUGGCUCCUUCGAUCCAAACAGCACUGCUGAACGCACCGCUUACUGUCAUUGUUGGUUGGGGUAUGGGCAAGAAUAUGAGCUUGAACUUCGAGAUCUUCAUGGUUGUCCUUCUCGUGCUUUCGAUUCUGGUCGUUGGGAAUUUCUUGCGUGAUGGCAAGUCCAAUUACCUUGAAGGUGCUCUUUGUGUGCUGGUUUACUUCAUCGUCGCUGUUUGCACUUGGUACUAUCCCCCGGUGCACAUAACCUCGACCAACCAGUCUUGA